AGCUCGCGGGCCCUCCUCCUGCUCUGCAGCGGCGUCGGCGGAGUUUUGGGCGUUUGGGAGGGGGCGAGGGAGCUAGAGUCGGGAGAGGGAGGCGGCGGCGGGGAGGAGGAGGAGGAGCAGGCGCCGCCAUGGCCGCCGCUAUCACCGACAUGGCCGACCUGGAGGAGCUCUCUCGCCUGAGCCCUCUGCCCCCCGGCAGCCCUGGCCCGGCGGCGCGGGGCCGGGCUGAGCCCCCCGAGGAGGAGGAGGAAGAAGAGGAGGAGGAAGAGGAGGCCGAGGCCGAGGCGGUGGCUGUGCUGCUGUUGAACGGCGGCGGCGGCGGUGGGGGCGGCGGCGGUGGCGGCGGAGUGGGGGGCGGCGAGGCGGAGACGAUGUCGGAGCCGAGCCCCGAGAGCGCCAGCCAGGCCGGGGAGGACGAGGACGAAGAAGAGGACGAGGAGGAGGAGGACGAGAGCAGCAGCAGCGGCGGGGGCGAGGAGGAGAGUAGCGCCGAGAGCCUGGUGGGCAGCAGCGGCGGGAGCAGCAGCGACGAGACGCGCUCGCUCAGCCCCGGCGCCGCCAGCAGCAGCAGCGGGGAUGGGGACGGCAAGGAGGGCCUGGAGGAACCCAAGGGACCGCGGGGCAGCCAGGGCGGCGGCGGGGGCGGCAGCAGUAGCAGCAGCGUCGUCUCUAGUGGCGGCGAUGAGGGCUACGGGACCGGGGGUGGCGGAAGCAGCGCGACCUCCGGGGGCCGGCGAGGCAGCUUGGAGAUGUCGUCGGAUGGGGAACCCCUGAGCCGCAUGGACUCGGAGGACAGCAUAAGCAGUACUAUAAUGGAUGUAGACAGCACAAUUUCCAGUGGGCGUUCAACUCCAGCAAUGAUGAAUGGACAAGGAAGCACUACUUCUUCAAGCAAAAAUAUUGCCUAUAAUUGUUGUUGGGACCAGUGCCAGGCUUGCUUCAACUCUAGUCCAGAUCUGGCAGAUCACAUCCGUUCCAUACAUGUAGAUGGUCAGCGAGGAGGGGUAUUUGUUUGCUUAUGGAAAGGUUGUAAAGUAUAUAACACUCCAUCAACCAGUCAGAGUUGGUUACAGAGGCAUAUGCUGACACACAGUGGAGACAAACCUUUUAAGUGUGUUGUUGGUGGCUGCAAUGCCAGCUUUGCUUCUCAGGGAGGGCUAGCUCGCCAUGUACCCACACACUUCAGUCAGCAGAACUCCUCAAAAGUUUCUAGCCAGCCAAAGGCCAAAGAAGAAUCUCCUUCUAAAGCUGGAAUGAACAAAAGGAGAAAAUUAAAGAACAAAAGACGACGUUCAUUACCACGACCACAUGAUUUCUUCGAUGCACAAACACUGGAUGCGAUAAGACAUCGAGCCAUAUGCUUUAACCUCUCAGCUCAUAUAGAAAGUUUAGGGAAGGGACACAGUGUUGUUUUUCAUAGUACUGUAAUAGCUAAGAGAAAAGAGGAUUCUGGAAAGAUAAAACUUUUGCUUCAUUGGAUGCCUGAAGACAUUCUGCCUGACGUGUGGGUGAAUGAAAGUGAACGACAUCAAUUAAAAACUAAAGUAGUUCAUUUAUCAAAGCUACCCAAAGAUACUGCCUUGCUUUUGGAUCCAAACAUAUACAGAACAAUGCCGCAGAAGAGGUUGAAGAGAACUCUGAUAAGAAAAGUGUUCAAUUUGUAUUUAAGCAAACAGUGAACGACAUUUGCAAUCAACUAAAAAUUCGUCUAUCGAAUUAGGGCUGAAAAUUUCUGUUAAAGAGUGUUGCAGUAUGUCUGGUGGCUCCCUUUUCAGGACUAGGGUUUUCUCAUGGAGUACAGUAUGUUAAUAUUUACCUAUAUAACUAAUCUGUUAACGGUUUUUGAAAAACCUCGAUUUCAAAUUAUUUGAAUAAUCCUCAUAUUUUCAUUUUAACCUAUAUAAGCCUCUAAUUUUUUUUCUGAGGAAAGCAUUUGGUUUAUGAGCUGUUUUAUCUUAACAUAAGAAAAAUUGUAUUUUUUUUUCUUUUUUUUUAAGUAUCUUCAAACUGAAUCCUUUAUGCACCAAAGUUGGUUUUGAAAAGGAAAAUAAAAUCACUUUCUUGCUUGGUAAGCAAGAAGCCAUAUGGAUUUUUUUUAACUUACAGAAAUGGAAAUAUGUGUAACUUGUUAGUAUUGUAUCAAACAAAUGUUGCAUAGAGAUAAUAGAACAUUGCUUGUAAAUAAUUCAGCAGAUUUGUAAUAUAUUUUUAUAUUAUGAAAUGUACUGUAGAUGUUUUUCUAGAGGCAUGAAAGUUAAAUGUAUAUAUUAUGGGUAGAAAUAAUAUUGAAGGAUAUUGUAAUUCACUAGUGCUGCCAGAGGAAUUGUUAAUAAAGCACCUUCUUUAACAAUAAAUGUCUUUGCAGACUUAAGGGACUAUGUACUACUGUUAAUAUCUAUAAGAACAAAACACAUUGAACAUCCUUCCAGAAAGUCUUUGAGGGAGGACCUAUACCCAUAAUAGAAUUAUGGCACUCAUUUCUGACAGUGACCGUGAAAUCAAUUAUUUCCUUACUGUUGGAAGGACAUAUUGUAAAGUAUAUGUGGUUAUAUGCAGUCAAACUGCAGAAAAAUACUCCUGAUUGAGGAGUUUUCACUUUACUACAGUGAUAUAAAAACCAGCAGUUUUUACACUAAAUUUUUUAAAGAAAAGAAUAGACAAAAAUAUAGAAUUAAGCCUUUGGUUCCAAAAUGGGAAAGGUUCCAUGAUACAUAAAUCAUUUCUCAUUUACUUUAAAAAAAUUUUUAAAAUAAUAAAAAUUAUGGGAGACUUUAUUCGUUAACAGUGGGGUAAAGAGCUAUCUAUAUACAUGAAAUGAGUCAUAUAAAAUUAAAUGAAGUGCAAAUAAAAGCACUGCUACUAUAAGACAUUCUGGAAUGGUUGUUUAAUAAGGGUAUUAUCCAUUUGAUCUGUAGCAAAUGUGAUUUAUUUUUUAAAAAGAAAAGGAAAGCAGUGUGUUUUACUUUUUUUGUUUUCUUUUGCUUAAGCACUUCAUCAAUUGCUUUAUUCUGUAUCUACGAAGUAAUCUGCGAUCUCCUUUGUUCUUUUAAAAUUUUGAUUUGUUAUAAAAUUGCCAAAUAGAAGUGUUUCAGAUAUAUAGUUUGUACCUGUAUUUUUUAUUUUAUUGCCUCAUGUUCUUGUAAGUCAUUCUUAAUUGACCGAUGAUUGUAGACCUUGCCUGAGUAUUUUUUCUAAUAAAACAAAGCAAAUCACAUUUA
Molecule: messenger RNA, 3218 nt
Organism: Acinonyx jubatus (cheetah)
Lineage: Eukaryota; Metazoa; Chordata; Mammalia; Carnivora; Felidae
Gene: AEBP2
Product: AE binding protein 2
Exons: 9
Coding region: 129-1679 (516 amino acids)
Biological process (GO): regulation of transcription by RNA polymerase II
Cellular component (GO): ESC/E(Z) complex
Source: RefSeq, a predicted model, not a curated record